Molecule: messenger RNA, 1397 nt
Organism: Gymnodraco acuticeps
Lineage: Eukaryota; Metazoa; Chordata; Actinopteri; Perciformes; Bathydraconidae
Product: CMRF35-like molecule 5
Exons: 6
Coding region: 153-986 (277 amino acids)
Source: RefSeq, a predicted model, not a curated record
GUGUGUGUGUGUGUGUGUGUGUGUGUGUGUGUGUGUGUGUGUGUGUGUGUGUGUGUGUGUGUGUGUGUGUGGCUUUAAGGUUUAGAGGAAGGGAAAUGCUUUGAAAUACUCUACGGACUGUGGUCGCCUGACCUGAUUAUUAACGUGUCUUUAUGUUCUUCAUUUUCACCAUGAUAAACAUCUUUGCCUACUCUUGUCUUCUUUCUGCUCUGAGUUUUGUGGAGAUGAAGAUUCUCAGCAUAAGAGGCUGUGUUGGGGAAAGAGUGACGUUCAAAUGCUCAGACUGGAACACUGUGCUUGAUGCAAGAUCUUAUGAUAAGUACUUUUGUAGACGUCCAUGCACCGAACGCAAACACAUCAUCAUCAAAGCAGCAUCUGGAAAGACUACACAAGGAAACAGAAUUCAAAUAUUUAACAGAGGAAAUGAUUUAUUUGUGACCUUCACUAAUCUGAAAAAGUCUGACGCUGACACAUAUUACUGUAGAGUGAAGAGGAAUGGUCCUGAUCCAUGGAUAAAGGUGGUUCUUAAAGUUACAGAUGCUGCGUCUUACGGUCCCAAGAGAACUCCAGAAACAGUGGACACAUUUACAACUCUGCCACCAGCAGUGUCAAACAGCUCCACUCUGCCUUCAAACAGCUCAGAUAAUAUCACUGAUGUGUCUGCAUCGAACACGACCCUGAAUACUCCGACACCUUCUGCACCAGCAACACAAGCAGCCGGAAGUGUACCAUAUUUGAUUGCUGGUCUUAUUUUUACAUUCGCCUUAGUGAUGGUCGUGCUGCUGCUUACCAGGAAGCUGAUGAAGAGAGGACGGAGAGGCCUUGAUGUCAGCUCCCCACACGAGGACAUAUACAAUAGUGCACGGCCUGAUGAAGUCUACCAAUCCCUCCACCCGUUGACAAUGGAUGAAGACCAAGUGUACAGCUCUCUCACAGAGGGGUCUGCUCUCCACACAACUUUAGACGACCACUGCAGCAGAAAAUAAUGAUUCAAUCUUUAUUAUAUGUGAGAUAAAUGCAAACAUUUCACCUCCGUCCUGAAGCUUUUUAUCUUUUUGAAUUGGAGUUAUUUUUACAAAGAGACUUGACAUCAAGAGAAUAAUUCAGUUUGCAUUGUCUGUGAAAUGAAGCUCAGCGUAAGUUCAACCAGGAAGACCGUCUAUUCACUAUUCCUACGUAACUACUCUCUCUCCUCUCAAUAAGUGAUCGGGGCGUCACUCUCCAGCUUAACCAAUCACUUCGCUCUAAGCCUAUCAUAGCGCUCUGCCAAACCUUUUAAAUCUGCUCUCCCCUCUGACAGCUGUCAUUUCAGGUGACUCCAUGCAACCCUCAUCCACCCCUUUUCACCUCCUGUCCCUCUGAAUCCAGGUUCAAGCUAGCUAAGCCCCUCCCCUUCA